Molecule: messenger RNA, 1179 nt
Organism: Thermochaetoides thermophila DSM 1495
Lineage: Eukaryota; Fungi; Ascomycota; Sordariomycetes; Sordariales; Chaetomiaceae
Product: mitochondrial 37S ribosomal protein mS35
Exons: 3
Coding region: 1-1179 (392 amino acids)
Biological process (GO): mitochondrial translation
Cellular component (GO): mitochondrial small ribosomal subunit
Molecular function (GO): structural constituent of ribosome
Source: RefSeq, a predicted model, not a curated record
AUGGCCUCCCCCGCCCAAAUCCUCCGGCUCUGCGUCCGGAGCACGGGCACUGGCAGCAGCCGGUUGGCAGCGGCGGUAGCAAACCACCGCGUUGCUGCCGUUGUUGCGCUCAGCAAGCGUCCUCAACUCCAGCAUCAAAUAUCCCCCGCCGCGGUUACGAUGAUCGCCCGGAGACCGAUUUCAACGACCCCGUCCCGCCGCUCCGACGACGAAGCCGACGAAGACGAGGAGGACGACGAUGCUCCGGGGGCUUGGGGCCUCCCGGAGGUAACCUUCAUGUCACCCGACGAGAUCCUAUCGCACAUCGCGAACUCGGAGUCCUCGUCCGAAGCCGAGCGGCAAGCCGCCCGCGAGCUGCUGGAGCGCUGGCAGAAGGUGCCUGCGCGCGACCGCGAGGAGCUGGAGAGGCUGGAGCUGGAGAUGAUGCAGACUGUGCGGAGGGGUGCGGUGCCGAAGCCACGGAAGGAUACAUUCUGGAAUGAGGAAGAGAGUGAUAGGGACUUGAUCACGGAUGAGGUCGGGGAAGAUGAUUUCGACGAGGAUGAUAUGACUGCUAUGGCGCACGCCAAGCUGGAGGAGCAUCGCGAGUAUCGGCAUUAUGCGAGGGUGGCGAUUUGGGAGAUGCCUUUGCUGGCUAAACUGGCCAAGAAGUUCGAGCCUCCUACCCAGGAACAAGUCCUGCGCUUCCGGUACACCACUUACAUGGGCGAGUGGCAUCCCGGCGACAGGAAGGUCGUCGUGGAGUUCUGCCCGUCCGACAUCCCGGGCCUGACGGAGGAGCAGCAGCUCAAGCUCAAGAAGCUGGCGGGCGCGCGGUAUAACCCGGAGAAGGACAUUGUGCGCAUGAGCUGCGAGCGCUUCGAGCACCAGGCCCAGAACAAGCGGUAUUUGGGCGAUCUGGACCCCACCGACACCUUCGCCGACAUCCCCCUCGACACUCGCCAUCACGAGUUCAAGAAGCCGAUCAAGUUCCCCCGCGAGUGGUAUUUGACUCCUGAGCGCAAGCAGCAGCUGCUGGAGGAGCGCAAGCGCGCCUUGCUGUUGGACGAGCAGAAGCGGGAGCAAGGCCUACUCGUCGACGGUCGCAAGGUAGUCGAGCAAGCGCUGAAGCAGCCGGUUCCGGUUGGUGUGCGCAUGGUGCGCGGUGGGCCGCAAGGACAGCAGCAGAGGGUUCGGUAG